AUGAAACUACUAUCCCAUUUAGUCCGUACAGCGUUCCUAUUUACUUCCUUUGUAUUAGCUGAUCCUAAAGUCACCCACAAGGUCCACUUUGACAUCGUUCAUGGCGAAGAAGCUUUAGGUCGGAUCGUUAUAGGCCUCUUUGGAGAGGUCGCCCCGCUAACCGUCCAAAACUUCUACGAACUCUCAACUAGUAACGACCCUGCUAUGGGUUAUGUAAACUCUACGUUCCACAGAGUUAUACCUCAAUUCAUGAUCCAGGGUGGCGACUUCACUCAUGGUACUGGCGUCGGCGGCCGUUCCAUCUACGGCCCUACUUUCGCAGAUGAGUCUUUCGAACUCAAGCACGACAAACCAGGUAGACUCUCAAUGGCCAACCGCGGCAAGGACACCAACGGCUCCCAGUUCUUCAUUACCACGGUUCCAACUCCUUGGUUAGACGGCCGUCACGUGGUCUUUGGUGAGGUCAUCGAGGGCAUGGAAGUCGUGAGCGCCGUUGAAAAGGUCCGCACUAACGCUCGUGACGCUCCUUUUGUUCCUGUCCGCGUAGCCGAAGCAGGAGGAGAAGUCGUUAAGGAGCCGCUCUCUGACGAGUUAUAG
Messenger RNA from Eremothecium sinecaudum, 597 nucleotides. It is a transcript of the gene CPR5, whose product is annotated as peptidylprolyl isomerase family protein CPR5. Lineage: Eukaryota; Fungi; Ascomycota; Saccharomycetes; Saccharomycetales; Saccharomycetaceae. Gene Ontology annotation, molecular function: peptidyl-prolyl cis-trans isomerase activity. Gene Ontology annotation, biological process: protein peptidyl-prolyl isomerization; protein folding. Gene Ontology annotation, cellular component: endoplasmic reticulum; fungal-type vacuole. The transcript has a single exon. The record is from RefSeq and is a predicted model, not a curated record. The coding region runs from base 1 to 597 and encodes 198 amino acids.